AUGAUUCAUAAACAUGCCUUUGAAGCAUUGGAUAGAACCUUAAAAGAUAUAUUGAUGCCUGAUUGUUCAAAUAGUGAAGCUUUACCAUUUGGAGGAAAGGUAAUUGUAUUUGGUGGUGACUUUAGACAGAUUCUUCCUGUUGUUCCAAAUGGCUCUAGACAAGAUAUCGUGAAUGCUUCACUGAGUUCGUCAUAUAUAUGGAAUAACUGCAAGUUACUAACGCUAACAAAAAACAUGAGGCUAACUGUUGGCAUGAAUCAUGGUGAUAUUGACAAGACGAAAGAGUUUGCUAAAUGGCUUUUGGAUAUUGGCGAGGGAAAACUUGGUGGUCACAAUGACGGGGAAGCUGUUAUUGAUAUACCUCAAGAACUGUUGAUUACUAAUUCCACUAACCCUAUCGGUAGUCUGAUCAACUUUGUGUAUCCUUCGAUACUUGAAUCAUUCAAUGAUCCAAAUUAUUUUCAAGAAAGAGCUAUACUUGCUCCAAAGAACGACGUUGUUCACGAGAUAAAUGAUACCUUAUUAGCAAUGUUUCCUGGUGAUCAUAAAGAGUAUCUAAGUUCAGAUUCUAUCUGCCAAUCUGAGAAUGUAAAUGACCAUAUUCGACACAAUGUUUACCCCCCGAUGUUCUAA
Messenger RNA from Helianthus annuus (common sunflower), 633 nucleotides. RefSeq lists its product as uncharacterized. Gene Ontology annotation, molecular function: DNA helicase activity. The record is from RefSeq and is a predicted model, not a curated record. The coding region runs from base 1 to 633 and encodes 210 amino acids. The transcript has a single exon. Gene Ontology annotation, biological process: telomere maintenance; DNA repair. Lineage: Eukaryota; Viridiplantae; Streptophyta; Magnoliopsida; Asterales; Asteraceae.